Molecule: messenger RNA, 3962 nt
Organism: Macrobrachium nipponense
Lineage: Eukaryota; Metazoa; Arthropoda; Malacostraca; Decapoda; Palaemonidae
Product: putative leucine-rich repeat-containing protein DDB_G0290503
Exons: 14
Coding region: 390-3065 (891 amino acids)
Source: RefSeq, a predicted model, not a curated record
ACCGUGUAAAUAAGACAGCAAUACAAAUUUUGAAAACAUUUUGAAUUGACUGUGUUGUUGCUGUAAUUCCCUUCGUGGUGUACUAUCUCCUGACGAUUUCAGUUAUUGCUGUGAUUCCUGUAUUAUUUAUGGCAAAUUCUUUACUUGCAACUAGGUCAGGUUAGGAUGGAGACAAAGCCCCUAGCACCCCAAGUUCAGGGUAGGUGGUAAAGAAGACAACUAAUAUCCAAGGUCAGGAUGAACUGAGAAUGCAAAUUUCUAGUAGAGAAUUAAAAGAUGUUUAGGGAACUGCAAAUGUUACAAAAGGAUUAGCGAACAUUUUGGAGCUAUACCUAAGCGUUGAAGGAAAUCAGAGAUGAGGGAGAAUUCCACUGGGUUACCUGUCAACAAUGGAUUGCAAACUGUCAUCACAGAGUAGUGGGAUAUCUCUAGGCGACAUCAGCAUAGGCAACAUUUCUGACUCCGAACUAGAAGAUGAGGAAACUGUCCUUGGUUCAAUUGGAUCUAAAAAAUCUUAUAAUGCAGCAAAACCCUCGCAUCCUCAAGAGCCUCACAGUGGAGUUUCUAAAAAUGUGCAGGGAAGACAGCAAAACUUUGUUAGUUUUGCCUCCUCUGCAAUUUCUAAGAAUGGAAAGCCUUUGCCCAUUGGUGGUGCAGUGUUCAAACACCAGAUACCUGAACAUGAUAGAAAUCUUCCCAAGAAUAAUCAACAGAUGCCUCUUGGGGAUGUGAAAUAUGCUCUCCAAGAAAACCAUGAUCUACUCCAUGAUCAUUCCCUUUUGAAUGAGCUGCUGCAGUCAAUUGAUAGAAAGUUAGCCUCUACCUCAGAGAGUGCACAGAGUUCAACACUUCUCAGAUCUAGAAGUCCUCUUAUGUCUUAUGCUCCCCCAAACAGAGAUCCAGGUCCAGGAUUAGCACGGGAUCAGGAAGCAGUUCUUCAACAAAUGUUUACACCAAAAGGUCAUCUGUAUAGUUCAUCAGAUCCCAUUUUAAAUGAAGGAUCUAAUCGGUUACCUGCAGAUCUAAAAAUACUAAACAAGAGUGUGACAUUCGACACUGCAGAAUCGAAUAGGACUCCAGAGAACAGUAACUCAACAUUGUCAGGCUCACAUGAAUUAUUGAACCAAUUGUCAAGUCUUCGCUGGAGGUUAAUGGGAUGGGAAGAUAUAGGAGUGGAUCCUCCCACUGAUCAAAGCAGUGCGUUGGCAUUUUGCCGAAAAUUACUCCAUGUGCUUCAAGUGGCACAAGAACAGAAAAGGCUUAAUGAUGAAGAGCACAUUCUUAUGGAAAGGAAGCUGAAGAAGAGUACCGAGGAAGCAGCCGUAAUGGGCCGCCUGAUUGAAAAGUUUGAGGCUCGCUUACAAGAGGCAGAUGCUCAGCUAGCCGAAAUUCAGCAAGAAUGGAUCUCUGCUCAUGCGGCCAACAGAAAUGAGGUGAUGAGGCUGAGGCAGGAGUGCGAUGAGUUAAAAAAGGAGAAAGAGUCACUGGCAGAAGACUUAAUGAAGAAGGAAGAGAUUAUUUCGAGUUACCAGAAAUUAGACAAGGAUUAUGAGAAAGUGAAGAUUUCUUUGGAAGAGUCUGUGGCACAAGUUGUCGCCAGCAGGAGACAGGCGGAGGAAAUGGCUGAAGAGAAUUUCCGUCUCACCAGAAAACUGGAAGAAAAGCAAAAGUAUCUCCAGGAAGUUGAAGAGGUCACACUUGGCAACUUGAAGUAUGACCUAGAAAAGGCUAAUCAUAAACUUGCCACUCUCGAGACAUCAAAUGAGAAAUUGACAAGGACCAACACGUCCAUUGCAAGUGAUCUUCGGAUACUGCGUGACCAGCGUCAGACUCUCAUGGAGAAGCUUGUUGAAAUGAAGGAACUGAAAGAAACAGUAAUUAAGGAAAAGGAAUCAUUGCAAGUACAAGUAAAAACAUUGACAUCCAAGGUAUCGUCUACUAAGACUGAAUUGCAUGAUUACUACCAGUCCCAGGUUGAAGAACUUGUUAGUCAGAAGACAAAAGCUCUUCAGGGGCAGCUGAUGUCAUUAGAAGUUAAUCUGAGGGGCAGUCUGAAUGAACAUUUGGAAGCUGAGAGAGAGACGCAUUGUCGUGCACUUGACAGAUUACAGAAAGGGCAUAACAAGGAAGUCCAAGAAUUGUGUGAUGCUCACAAUGUAAGAGUAACAUCAUUGCAACAGCAAAUUCAACAGCUUCAGGAAGAAAAUGACAAUCUAAAAAUGAAACAUCAGAAUGUUAUUGCAGCCGUCUCCUCAAUUGUAACCUCUCAGGGUGAGCCACAGAACUCCCUGACUCGAAUGCUUGAAUUUCCAAACAUGGCUUCUUCUACUCCCAUCAACAACUCUCCACCAGUUUCUCCACAAUCAAACAUGUUGAUGAAAGGGAGACCAGUGGUUAGAUGUAGCAGUCGUCCCACAAGUGGAAAGAGAGGGCAUAGUACAACGAAAGUCUCUAGCUUAGGCUAUAUUGGGUCUUCUUCAAGUGAUUCUGAUGCCAGUGUUUUUCAAGAUGGAAGCAUAACAGUCCGCAAUGCAGCUGACAGGCUACAGUCAAAUUUUGGCAUCGAUAACAAGAAGCAAGAAAUUAACUGCAAGAAUGUCAAACCUGAGUCAUCUUUGAAAAUCAACAUUGGCGAAUACAGAAACACAUCCCAACCUAGUACAAAAAAGAAACAUGAGGCCACAGAAAAGGAACAAUCCACGGGUGAAAAGGAACUGGUUGAAAGAAAGGACCCAAUUGUCUCUUCUCACAAGACUGGUAGCUUUUUGGGGAUCGACAUGCCCCUUCCUGCUCUUGGGAAGAUAUACAGAGCCUCGGAGAUUCUUCAGAGCGAUGAGGCUGCCAAUGCAGAAUUUCCAAACCUUCUCUUACCUGUGGAUUUUGAGUUAGGGAGAUUCAUACAGGCACUCCCUGAGUCUAUAAGAUCCUCUGCCAAAACAUCCGAAAGUGAUGUACCAACUCACGAUACAUCAUAUGACCAAGAUCCUGCCAACGUCACCCUACGUAAGUUGAAUCAGGUGUCUACAAUAUUAUCUCGGUAUGUCAAUGAAGCUCCUUCUUCGUAAAGAUCUGUGGUGGGGUCAAUGUAAAAAUGAUUUUUUCCUAUUUUUUUGGUUGUGUAUCUAAACAAGACAAUUGUAUAAUUAAUUUAUUGUUUUAGUCGUAUUAUUUUUAUAAUUGUAAUUUGACUGAGUGAUAUGUAGACUUUCAUAGGACUGACCGGUUGGGUUUGAUUCGUGAAUAAAAAGUGACGAUUGAAAAAAGUUGAAACGGACUCCUAGAUAUUAGAGACCUAAGUGAAAUGCAGGGCAUUGGACCUCUAUCCAGAAUGACAAAGGAAAGAUCCAUAAGUGGUGAAUGAUGUCCCAUAGGCAAGACAUAUGGUGUUAGUACUGCUCAUUCUAUGAUGGUUCAUUGGUCCUUGUAAUGGACGUACAUUCAUAAAACACACCUCUUGGGAGGAGCAAUCUCUCAUAGUUCGAAAGGUAUUUUAAUAUUAGUAUCAAUAACUUUCCAAUUUUUAUUCCCUCUAUGAAGCUGUUUGUCUAUCAUAUUCAUGAAAUAACUUGUGAUAGUAGUUGAAUUUCAUUGAUUUUAAGCAUAUAAUUUUUGCAAAGUAGUGAAUUUGGAAGGAUCAUUCAUAGACAGUUCUCAAGUGAAAUUGGUAAUAUCUUGCACCUGGUUAGCAGGUGCAGUAUGAAAUGGUCCAGUUUUGACAAUAAUUUUUAUGGAAAAUCUUUUUUGUAGUUUCAACAUUGGUGUAUGCAGCUAACAAAUUUUUCCAAAGUGACAGUGUUUUUUCCACGUCGCAUUUGUUUAAUAUACCAUAUAUGGAAAGGUGGUAUUUACUUUUUAAAGAAUAUACCACCUGUGGAAGAGUGGUAUUUGCUAGUGUUGGGAAGGAAUUUGAUCGGCAUCUGGGUCUUGGCAGGUGUCCAUGUGUUUUAUUAACAAACACAACU